This is a messenger RNA of Sphenostylis stenocarpa, 3321 nucleotides long. The record is from the annotation of a GenBank genome assembly. Lineage: Eukaryota; Viridiplantae; Streptophyta; Magnoliopsida; Fabales; Fabaceae.
AUGUCGCGGACUGGUAGAAUGGCUUCGGAUCUUAGCAGAACCGGCCCUGUGGAAAGAGACAUUGAGCAGGCCAUUACUGCUUUAAAGAAAGGGGCCUGCUUGCUCAAGUAUGGAAGAAGAGGAAAGCCCAAGUUUUGCCCCUUUCGUCUUUCCAAUGACGAAUCUGUUUUGAUAUGGUUCUCAGGGAAAGAAGAGAAACACCUUAAACUGAGUCAUGUCUCUAGAAUUAUAUCUGGACAACGCACACCUAUCUUUCAAAGAUAUCCACGACCUGAGAAAGAAUAUCAGUCAUUCUCUCUUAUCUACAAUGAUCGGUCACUGGACUUGAUAUGCAAGGAUAAAGAUGAAGCUGAAGUCUGGUUCAGUGGUUUGAAAGCAUUAAUUUCCCGUGGCCAUCACCGGAAGUGGAGAACAGAGUCAAGAAGUGAUGGUAUUCCAUCUGAGGCUAAUAGUCCUCGAACAUACACUAGAAGAAGUUCUCCAUUAAAUUCUCCCUUUGGCAGUAAUGAAAGCCUGCAAAAGGAUAGUGGGGAUCACCUUCGCCUUCAUAGCCCAUACGAGAGCCCCCCUAAGAAUGGUUUGGAUAAAGCAUUAGAUGUGGUUUUGUAUGCUGUCCCUCAAAAGGGUUUCUUCCCUCCAGAUUCUGCCAGUGCUUCAGUACAUUCUGUGUCGUCUGGAGGAUCAGACAGUAUGCAUGGUCACAUGAAGACAAUGGGUAUGGAUGCUUUUAGAGUUAGUCUAUCAAGUGCUGUUAGCACAUCUAGUCAAGGUUCUGGUCAUGACGAUGGUGAUGCUCUAGGGGAUGUUUUCAUUUGGGGGGAAGGCACAGGUGAUGGUGUUCUGGGUGGUGGGAAUCACCGAGUUGGGAGUUGUUUGGGUGUAAAAAUGGAUUCUCUAUUUCCCAAAGCCUUGGAAUCUGCUGUAGUUCUUGAUGUGCAGAAUAUUGCUUGUGGUGGACGACAUGCGGCCCUAGUGACCAAACAAGGUGAAAUUUUCUCUUGGGGGGAGGAAUCAGGCGGCAGACUCGGGCACGGUGUUGACUCUGAUGUUCUUCAUCCAAAGCUUAUAGAUGCUCUAAGUAAUACAAAUAUUGAACUUGUGGCUUGUGGGGAAUAUCAUACAUGUGCUGUGACGCUUUCUGGAGAUCUUUAUACAUGGGGUAAUGGCACAUACAAUUAUGGACUUCUAGGACAUGGAAAUCAAGUGAGCCACUGGGUACCAAAGAGAGUAAAUGGCCCCUUGGAAGGAAUACAUGUUUCAUAUAUUUCUUGUGGACCAUGGCACACUGCUGUUGUGACAUCUGCUGGUCAAUUAUUUACUUUUGGUGAUGGUACAUUCGGUGCUUUGGGUCAUGGAGACCGAAAAAGUGUUUCAUUACCAAGGGAAGUAGAGUCCCUCAAGGGUCUUCGUACUGUACGGGCUGCGUGUGGUGUUUGGCAUACGGCUGCAGUUGUGGAAGUCAUGGUUGGAAAUUCAAGCUCCAGCAACUGCUCUUCAGGGAAGCUGUUUACAUGGGGUGAUGGAGACAAAGGUAGACUUGGGCAUGGUAGUAAGGAAGCAAAACUUGUUCCAACCUGUGUUGCCCUCAUCGAACCCAAUUUUUGUCAAGUUGCUUGUGGACAUAGUCUCACUGUUGCACUUACCACCUCUGGCCAUGUUUAUACAAUGGGUAGUCCUGUUUAUGGCCAGUUAGGAAAUCCUCAAGCUGAUGGGAAGCUACCAAUCCGUGUUGAAGGGAAAUUGUCAAAGAGUUUUGUGGAGGAGGUAGUUUGUGGUGCAUAUCAUGUUGCGGUUUUAACUUCAAGAACUGAAGUUUACACUUGGGGGAAGGGUGCAAAUGGGCGUUUAGGCCAUGGGGAUACAGAUGAUAGAAAUUCCCCAACAUUAGUAGAAGCUCUGAAGGACAAAGAUGUCAAAAGUAUUGCUUGUGGAACUAAUUUCACUGCAGCUAUAUGUCUGCAUAAGUGGGUUUCUGGUGUUGACCAGUCUAUGUGUUCUGGCUGUCGAAUGCCAUUUAAUUUCAAAAGAAAACGCCACAAUUGCUAUAAUUGUGGAUUUGUUUUUUGCCAUUCAUGUAGCAGUAAGAAGUCUCUUAAGGCUUCAAUGGCACCAAACCCCAACAAACCUUAUCGUGUCUGUGAUAAUUGUUUUAGUAAACUUAGGAAAGCAGUAGAAACUGAUUCUUCAUCUCAUUCUUCUGUGAGCAAAAGAGGAAGUGUCAAUCAUGGGGCUCUGGAGUUAAUUGAUAAAGAUGAUAAAUUGGAUUCCAGAUCUCGCAACCAACUUGCCAGGUUUUCUUCAAUUGAAUCCUUCAAACAAGUGGAAAGCAGAUCUUCUAAGAAAAACAAGAAGUUGGAAUUCAACAGCAGCCGUGUCUCCCCUGUUCCAAAUGGGGGUUCUCAAUGGGGAGCAUUAAAUAUCUCUAAAUCUUUCAAUCCUGUUUUUGGAUCAUCGAAGAAAUUUUUCUCAGCCUCUGUUCCUGGAUCUAGAAUUGUUUCCCGAGCAACAUCCCCAAUAUCUAGACGGCCUAGUCCACCUCGAUCAACUACACCGACCCCAACACUAGGAGGUCUUACAUCCCCAAAGAUAGUCGUGGAUGAUGCUAAGAGGACUAACGAUAGCCUCAGUCAGGAGGUUAUUAAAUUAAGAUCACAGGUGGAAAACCUGACUCGGAAGGCCCAACUUCAGGAAGUUGAGUUGGAAAGAACAACUAAACAGCUAAAAGACGCAAUAGCAAUUGCCGGGGAAGAAACUGCCAAAUGCAAAGCAGCAAAGGAAGUAAUAAAGUCACUCACUGCUCAGUUGAAGGACAUGGCUGAGCGACUACCUGUAGGAGCUGCUAGGAAUUUGAAAUCACCGUCUCUUUCUUCUGUUGGUUCCAAUCCUUGUCCCAAUGAUGCUAACUAUGCUUCCAUUGACCGAUUAAAUAUUCAAGCAACAAGUCCAGAGGCAGAUUUAACUGGAUCAAACAACCAGUUACUUUCAAAUGGAUCAAGCACAGUUAGUAACCGUAGUGAAGGUCACAAUAAACAGAUCCAGUCAGAUUCAACAAAUAGGAAUGGGAGCAGAACAAAAGACAGUGAAUCACGCAGUGAAAGCGAAUGGGUCAAGCAAGAUGAACCUGGUGUUUAUAUUACGCUCACUUCCCUUCCAGGAGGUAAAAUAGAGCUCAAGAGAGUUCGCUUCAGUCGGAAGAGGUUCAGUGAGAAGCAAGCAGAGCAAUGGUGGGCUGAGAAUCGCGCAAGAGUAUAUGAACAGUACGAUGUGCUCAUGAUUGACAAGUCUUCUGUUGGUGUUGGGAAUGAAGACCUAGCUCAUUGA